This is a messenger RNA of Dermatophagoides farinae (American house dust mite), 2059 nucleotides long. RefSeq lists its product as uncharacterized. The record is from RefSeq and is a predicted model, not a curated record. Lineage: Eukaryota; Metazoa; Arthropoda; Arachnida; Sarcoptiformes; Pyroglyphidae. Gene Ontology annotation, cellular component: cytoplasm; axon.
AGUGUGCUGUUGAAAGAGAGAAAACGAAAAAACUAUAGUGAGUGAUGAUAGCCAAAAUCUAUUCAUAAAGAACGUUGCUGGGGGAGUAAUGAGGCAACUGGUUCACUGCUUUGUUGGUUGUUAUAAAUGCCGAAUGGCCACAUCGGCGUCACAAACAAUUUAACUUUUAGUUUUGAGUUUAUUGCCCGUCAACAAAACUAUUGAUUUGCAUAAUAGUCAACAGAUAUGAUAAUGGCGAUAUUCUGAUGUUUAGCAUUGUAUUCCUUAAUUCACACAUCCACACUCACAUAUCGAUGCUCAAAUCGAUCGGUUGAAUAUCGAGCCAGGAUGGAAUUUCAUCACUAUCAAAUCUCAAAUGACGAUGAUGGUGAUGGUGACUUUGGUGAUUUCCAAACUUGUGAAACUCCACAACAAACUACUACGAAUUUUAAAGAACCAGCUCACAUGAUAGCCAAUGUUUUCGAAUUUCCAUGGUUCGAAUUUCAAGCUUUUCGUCAACAAUUUGAGCAGCAAUUGAUCCAGAUAUUUGAAAGUAAGUCAUGUACAUCACCAUCUCAAGACUUUGCAACGACAAUCCAAUCACAAGAGGAUAUUAUCAACCACUGUCCCAUCUGGCUACAUCUAACAACCAAUUUCCGUAAUCGAGCAGCGUUGAAUUUCGGUCAAAGUUACACAUUCAAACGAUACCUGCAAUCACUCAAGUUGGAACAAACCGCUAAUCGAGGAAGCCGCAAUUUCAGUACGGAUAAUGAAGAUCUUCCUGCUAAUACUCGAAAACGGAAUACUGCCAGUGAUGAAGAGGACAUCGCUAAUGAUCUUGACAUGCAUUCUUUAAUCAUCAGUUCGUUUGGUGGUGCCGAUCAGCAGCCAGCAUCGUCAGAAAAUAGCAAACCAUCGAAACAAGAAUCAUCAGCCACUUUAGUUAUCGAUGCCGAUCAAGUAAUUAAAGAGAUCGAGUCCCUGUAUGCAUCCAAUCAAUCGACACCCAGCAAACGAUAUUCUAGUAAUGGUGGUCAAACCAAACAACGACAAUUAAAUAAGACCGAUCCUUUACUGUCACUCGAUGCAGCCACAUUAUUAGACGUAGCAUUGCGAAACUGGGAAUCCAACAACAAUCGCUUGUCUGCCGAUGAUUAUGGCGUGAAUCUUGAGACGUUCGAAUAUUGUCAUGAUGAUCAGGAAUUUCAUUCUUUGCCAGCCAACCUGAACAGUGAUAUGCUUGACCAAAUGGUAGUGUCAAGUCCGGUUUUAACGGCAACAGCUGACUAUAGUCAUGAUAAUUCAUCCAUGAAAAAAAUAACCACAUCCACUGGAGAAAAUCAACCCGAACUUGUAGAAAAGCUAAAUCAAUUGACGAUAAUUCAGCUGAAUGAGCUUUACAUGGAGUUGGAACAAAUCAUCCAGAUCCGUUCUGAAGUUCUCAUCCAAGAGUUGGCCUUACGUGAUGAACUCGAAUACGAAAAAGAGCAAAAAAACCAGUUCAUAUCGCUGUUACUUAGCGUUCAGAACAAACGUCGUCAUUACAUGACCGCGAUGGACAGGAAAACAACUGGUCAUCACCAUCAUCAUAAUCAUAGUAAAAGAAUAACCGCUGCUCACAAUGGCCGUUUGGUUCGCCAAAAUUCCAACGAUUCUAUACGGGCGACUACUAGUCGUUACAACCCAAAAACUGGAUUGCCUAAUGCAAAUUCCAGCUGGCUGCCUGCUGUCGUAGAUUUGUCAUCGUUGGGUAACAGCAUUAAGCAAUCAAUUUUACCAUCAAAUUCUUCGAAAUCGAGUCCUGUUUACCUGACCACGGUCAUACCAUACACCAGUUCGAUGAUUCCGAUCGAUUCGUCAACGUUAGAUAUUCUGAUCAAACUACUUAAGGCGCUGAACGAAGAUAGUCCGACUGUGCCGGCAUUAUUGACUGAUUACAUACUCAAGAAAAUCUGUCCAUGAUUAUCGCCACAACGAACAAUGGCAUAUCAUUUCUCAUUUGAAUUAUACAGAAUUUUGUUUAUAAUCUAUCUAUAUCUAUCUAUUUCAUUAUUAUCUUAAUAAAUUACAUUUAUUCAUU